AUGCUGUUACUACAGUUGCCUUUCUCUUUUUUUUUCUUCCACCUACUUUGUUAUAGUUUUUUUUCUUUUCGUUUUCUCCCCGUCCCUUUGCUACAUUCUUUUCCUUUCUUUUUUUUUCUUCCUCUCCCAUUACUACAGUUAUUUUGCUUUGUUCCCCCCCCAUCCUUUUGCUACAUUCUUUUCCCUUCUUUUUCUUCCUCUCCCUUACCACAGUUCUUUUUGUUUAAUUUUUCUCCCCCUUGCUUUACUACAUUAUUUUCCCUUCUUUUUUUUCUUUAUUUCCCAAAACGUCUUUUAUUUCCGUUUUUUUUUCUUUCUUUUUUCUCCAUUGUAAAUCUUCAAAUCACAACGUCUUCAGUCCACUCCUCUUCUUACAUUUUCCCUUUUCCUCGUGUUUUUGAAAAUCCUCUUUCUCCUCCAUUUUCACUUUCUUUUCUUCCUUUUUCACAUCUUUCUCGUUCUUUCUUUUUCUCUUCUCGUCGAGCCGUGUUCACUAUUCAUCAUUUCUUCUUAUCUGAGAUUCUUCUUAAUAAACAUACAGAAAAGCAGCGUACUACAUUAAAACUGGUUUCAUUGUCACCCCUCACUCUCUCUCUCUUUCUCUCUCUUUCUUUCUUUCUUUCUUUCUUUCUUUCUUUCUUUCUUUCUUUCUUUCGCAAUCGCUCUCUCUCAAUUUCUCUCUCUCUCUCUUUCAAUAUAUAUUUUUUGUCUCUGUAUCUCUCUCUCUUAACGUCUUUUUCUCUCUGUCUCAAUAACUCUCUCUUUAUCCGUUUCUCUCUUACCUAUGGUCUCUGUAACUUCAAAUUCUGUCAUAUACUAUGA
Messenger RNA from Acanthosepion pharaonis, 822 nucleotides. NCBI's taxonomy places the organism in Eukaryota, Metazoa, Mollusca, Cephalopoda, Sepiida, Sepiidae. The record is from the annotation of a GenBank genome assembly.